This is a messenger RNA of Scomber japonicus (chub mackerel), 13677 nucleotides long. Its product is annotated as dynein heavy chain domain-containing protein 1-like. Bases 1 to 13443 code for a protein of 4480 amino acids. Lineage: Eukaryota; Metazoa; Chordata; Actinopteri; Scombriformes; Scombridae. Gene Ontology annotation, biological process: microtubule-based movement. Gene Ontology annotation, molecular function: minus-end-directed microtubule motor activity; ATP binding; ATP hydrolysis activity. The transcript has 44 exons. The record is from RefSeq and is a predicted model, not a curated record. Gene Ontology annotation, cellular component: dynein complex.
AUGUUCGCUGCCACUUCAGAGGAAAGAUCCCAUGAUGCAACUUCUCAGACAUGUGGAAAAGAACAAAGUUUCAGGCCAAAUCCCAAGGUCAAGAAAAAGGCCCACUCUCCCACUGUCAACAUUUCCUCUGGGUAUCAAGUGACGUUACCCCCUCUGCACCCAGAGCCACGAUGCUUCUCAGCAGCCUCAAUGGGCAGGUCCCUAUUCAGUCGUGCCUCCAUCCGUCAAAGUCUUCAAUCUGACAGCCCUUUAUCAGUGGUGGAACUUCCUCGUCUUAUAGCCGAAGUUGGAGCGAAGAAGGCUAUUGCAUUAGGCACCGACAUCCCUGUCAAAACUGCACAGAGUUUCACAGAGAAAGAUGGAGUCACGACGAGUAAGAAUAAAAAGAUAACCGCUGAGAAAGAUGGGAAAGCGACUAAAGCAAAUAACCUUCCUCUUACUGGCGCAGAGGUUGUUCAAUUAUUUGUCAAGAAAAGAGACCUGGGAGAAUUGGAGCUUUAUUACCUGAAAGAGGUGGAGAGUGACUCUUACAGACCCUAUGACCUGCAGGUGGUCCAUUCAAGUGAGGCUGGUUCAGAGCAUUACAUCUUCUCCCCUAAUACCGUCCUACAUGUGACAGAGAGGGGUUAUGGCGGACUUGUCAGUCUGGCACGGUGGUACAGAGAGUCUGUGUUAUGGACAGCUUUGAAGGAAAUCACAUUUUUCAGGGAAUUCAAAAUGUGGAAAACUUUCACCUGGUGGCACAGAAAUGUACGCAAGAUCCUCUUUCAUCGCAAGCGUGACAAACUGCAGGGUACACUGCUCAUAGCUGUACCUCAGUUCAGAAAUGCCCUUAUUCUUUUCUCCAGAGUAAUUGAAGAACUGAAAGGGGCACACUUGCUGCCUCAGGAUGGGUCACAGACCUACACACUGCUGGAAUUCAAGGAUGUUCUGAUAACCAAUAAUGAUGAGUGUCUGCAGAUAUUGGAGAAGUUAUCACAGUAUCGCGCUGUCAUCCUGAACGCGGUGAAAGAGCACUGCUUUAAAGCCUACCAGGAGCUCCAGCUGCACGUUGAGUAUGCAAAAAAGCCAAAUAAAUGCUACGAACCCAUUCACCUCCAAAUGGUCCACCAACAGGAUCUGAAGAAAGAGUUGUCCCAGGCUGAAAGCACCUUGGGGAAAUUGGGCAACUUUGCUGCUCUCAUUAAUCAAAUGAUUGUGCAGAGUCUCAUCACGAUCAUCAGACAACAUGUAAUGGCUUUCCUCAACAAUGUCUUGAAGAGGGAGAAAUCUCUGCAGGGCUGUCUCUUCCAAACUGAACUGUGUUUCAGUGCCAGUGGUCAGCUGGCCCUAGAUCCACCGAUGCAUCAAUUUCAAGAAGCAGUGAAUGAAGCACUCCUGACUGUUGGCAACUCUAUUAUUCAGGUGAUUUAUACAUUUCCACAGUUCAACGAUGUCUUCAACUCUGGUUUGGCUCGGGACUCAAAGCCUGACUUCAGCUGUAUUGAACAUCCGACUGUUACAGGAGAAAAUAAGGACAAUGACGGGAUGCCUGUUCACAGAAAGUUUUGCUGCUGGCGGAUGCUCAGAGAACAGUCAGCUCACUCGCUGGUUCUGCCAAAACUGACCUUGAUCAUGGGGCAGGGCAACCGGAUGCAAGGCUGCUACUAUCCUCUCUCCAAAGAACAGCUGGUGUGGCACAUCAGCAUCAAUGAUGUUUCAAAGCAAGUUCAGAGAGAGCAGACUGAUAUCAUGCAGGAAGCUCAAUCAGAAAUCCAGCAGUUGAGUGAGAGGUACAGAUGGUUGGUGGAUAUCCAUUUGUUCAUUAGUCUCUGGAGUCGAGCCUCUUUGGAGUCCAUGAAGUCUGCUUUACUGUAUGAGGAGAAUAUUAAGAAGGUGCGCCUCUGGUGUGAAAGACUCCACACAGUUCCCUCAUCAGUGUCUACCUCCAACCAGCUAUUCAUCAUCCACUGCACGCAAGUAAUAGAAAAUCUAGGGCAGCAGUUGAGUUUUAUUGAAGAAGAAGUUCAAGAGCAUCUAGUUAAGCAGAUCAAACUGCACUCAGAGAAACUCGUAUCAGACUUGGAGAGGGCUACCGCUGAACUCAAGAAAGAGCCCCAAGACUUACAUGACCUCUCAACAUAUGCUCUUAUGCUGAGGGAGUCUGUUAAAAGCUUGCCUGACAUGGAGAAACGUUUGGAGUACAUUCACUCCCUCCAGGAUGUUUGCAUGAACUACAGGAUGAUGACUGAACAGGAGCAGAGUUUGGAGGAAAAGAUGCUGGGCUUGUGGGAUUGCCUUUUUCCCCUCAUGAAGCAAGCAGAUAGCAUUGUGUGCCACCGUCUUCCUUCAAUGGCUAGUGCAGUGGACACAAUGUUCUCAUUUUUGGUCCUUGACCUUAAAAAUAUGGUUUCUAACGGCAACUUUGGAGAGUUCCUUGAUCCAACCAAUAAUGCUGACGAAAUGGUCUCCAAACUGAACUACAUGUGUGCUCAUGUUCAUACUCUCAAAACAAAGUUGGAAAAGCUUAGUAUGAACAGUGAAAAUCUACAAGAAAACCCAAUGGAUUUGACUGUUCUAACAACAGAUGUUCACAAAAUUGAGUCCCGAAAGGAGCUGUGGGAGCUGAAAGCUCUAUACACAACAUGGAUAAAAGACUGGAAGAAGCUGCUGUUCACUGAGGUUGUGGUAUCUCAAGCUCAAGAAAAAAUUGCCAGGUGGCAGGAGCAAGCUGUAUCUCUAACAAGCACCAUACCUUCUCAUGAUGCAGUGCUGCAGGAGGCUUUAGGAAAUCUGGAGAGCUUAAUGCAUCAGCUUGUAGUCAUGGCCAAGCUGCAGAGCCCCACACUCAAACAUAAACACUGGAAAGCCAUUUUCCAAGGCAUGGACCUACUGUAUGUCGCAGAGAAGAAGGUGACUGUUGCUGAACUGAUGUCUCAACAGCUUGACGUUCAUCAUAAACUGAUUAACAAGAUAUGCAGGGAUGCACAAGCAGAGUGUGACAUGGAGCAGGGCUUCCAAAGGCUUCAACAGGGUUGGAAAGCCAGACUCUUCCAGCUGGAUAAAUUUAGAACUCCUGUGUGGCAGUAUUGUGAGAAACAACAUGGAUUAACACAAACGCCAACAGAUGACAAGGUUUUAAACUCCCAAACUGGCAGUCAAAACUCUUCUAAUGAUGUCAGAUUCAUUGUCAUUGGUAUGGAAAUCCACUUUAAUCAGACAGAAAAUGAUUUGAUGACUUUGUCCAUCAUGCUGAAGUCUCCACACAGCAUUGAGUUCAGGUCGCAGGUGGAAGAUUGGAUGCAGUUGCUAAAAGAACUGGAGAAGAUGCUUGAUUUAUUCGAAAAAUACCAGCAAAUAUGGGCCCUCCUGACCAAGGUGUUGAAUGAACCAUCCUUUAGUGUUCGGAGAGUGGACCUGCUGGAGCGUUUCCAACCAGUUGAUGAGACAUUUAAGAACAUUAUCCACUCUAUAGCAAAUGACCCUCAUGUCUUGAACCUUGUUCAUUCCAAGACUACAAAUGACAAAUUCCAUGGUAAUAGCCUUUGCCAGAUUCUCAUUGAUGGUCUUUCUACAAUGGAAGCUAUUUACAACCAGAUGGUGGAUCUCCGAGAUGCCCUCUCUGAACUGUUUCCAAGACUCUGGUUCUUGACUGACAGGGAAGUAAUAAAACUACUCUCGUUUCACCCAACGCCCUCCACACUGCUACCCUUUGUACGCAAAUUCUUUAAAGGGGUACGUUGGCUCGAGGUGGACUGUAAAAUGCCAUCUGAUACAAUCGAUUCAAAGAGUUGUGGGGCUACAUCUGUUAGCCACGGACAGAUGAAGGUGCUUGGGGUUUCUGGCAGCCUACAGGAGCAAAUUACCUUUCUUUCUCCUUUGGAGCCAAAUCUCAAUCCCUUGGUUUGGCUUUGUGCCUUUGAGAAACAAUUCAAGUUGACUAUGGCACAGCUCCUUAAAAAAUGUGCUGAUGUACACAACCAACUUGAUUCAUCAAAUCAAGACUUGGCAUGUGAUAAUAAAGUUGGAGACAUUCUGUUCCAUAUUGCUAAUAGGAGGAAAGAUGCGCAACCUGUGCUUGAUAUGCUGUCUGAAUAUCCUCUUCAGUGUGUGCUGGUGGCUGAGGAGGCAGUAUGGUUCAGUGUUGUUCGACAAGUUUUCAAUGAAUCAAGCCCGAUGAAGCUGAACAACGUAAAGGAAUAUAACUGUGCAAAACUGAAAAAGCUUGGCCAGUCCAUAAGGGGUAGAGUCACUGGGUCUAAAAGUGAAUCACUGGUUUCAAAGUACAUGAUGAUGUGCCUGCAUGCUUUAGUGCAACUGACAAUGAAUCAUGCACAGCAACUAUCUCGACUCAUGGAGGUGGAAUGUGAGCUGGAAUCAUCUUUUGAAUGGCUAAGUUUGAUGAAAUAUUGUAUAACCUCAGAUGAUCAGAGUGUCAGAAGCAAUGAUGAUUCAACAUGCUACGUGGAUGUUUUGGACCAUCGACUCCAGUAUGAUAAUGAAUAUUUUGGUCCGGAAGAUUGGGCGAUGGUGCAUUCUCCCUCCACAGAUCGGGCGAUAAUAGGGAUUCUCCUUGCUCUUACUAGCUACAGAUGUGGGUUUAUGAGUGGACCUUGCAUGUCUGGAAAGAAAAAGACUGUGGUCCACUUAGGGAAAGCAUUGGGGCGACAGAUUGUCAUUAUACACUGCUAUCCAAACUUGAGACCCAAUGUUGUUCAGCAGAUGGUGUUUGGUGCUCUCCAGACUGGAGCAUGGCUUCUGCUGGACUCUGUGGACUUACUAACGCAAGGGAUCCAGUCAUCACUGGGACAGUAUCUAGAAGACAUUUACCAAUCCUUCUCCGAGUUACUGAGAAAGAAGAAUCAAACUGUGAAGGAAGAGCUAAAGGAUGGGACUGCUGAUGGGAUCAAAGGUUGCAAAACCAUUGUGGAUCCAGAAUGCCAUAUGGUACUGGCAGGGAAAAGCCUUUCUGCUAGACUAAGCUAUGGAUGUGUUCUUAUCUCAUCAAAAGGGUACACAUCCGACGUUCCACAAAGUCUGCGAUAUGCAACCAGACCUGUUGCAUUAACCCAUCCAGAUUACAGGAUCAUUGCAGAAGUAAUGCUGACCUCCAUUGGUUUCUCAGAGGCAAUGCCUUUAAGUCACCGUCUAGUAUCCCUCAUCAGCUUGGCCAAGGAUUCCCUCUAUCUGCCUGAUUUCAUCACUGAACACCAAAGCGGCUGUCUUGUUGUCUUACAAAAGAUCAUCGCUGCCUCUGAAAUACACUUACAACAAAGUGUAAGGCAACGAGAAAUUUCAGAUAAGGCUAAAGAAUCGGCUGCAGAACAAACUGACCUUACGUCUCCACAGAAUGUGACUGCUGGACUUGUUGAGAAUGAUGGAGAGGAAGCUGAAAAGCCUUCGGUGUUGCGCAGUUCUCAUUUCCAAAUUGUACGGGGAUUAAUAGAGGAGACAGCUGUUGUCAAAGCAAUUCUUUCUGUGUUGAUACCUGUUAUUCAUGACCCCAAGAAAACCUCACAGUUCUACAUCAUUUUCAAGGACACAUUUCCUAUCGUAUGCCAGUUUCCUCUUUUUCAACAAUAUAUUGAUGAAGAAGAAAAGAACCGACUUAAAGAGGCAGUCACAGAAGAAUUAGAAAGAAAACAGUUUCAAUCUGACACAGAAAUAAUUGGCAGAGCUCUCACACUUUACCAGACCAUGAAAUUCUCUCAGGCUGUUAUGCUUGUAGGACACACAGGUAGUGGAAAAACAACCUGUUUUAGUGCUCUCGCUGGAGCACUCAGUAGUCUGGCUGCCAAGGCAGGAGAAUAUGUGUUAGAAAAUGACAGUAUGAUUGAAGAAAGUACACCACAGGCAGACCUAACCUGGAGCUAUGUUGACACUGUGAUCUUAUUUCCUAAUGCUAUGUCCCAUGAAGAGACAUUUGGAUAUUUCUGUGAAAAAACAGGAUGGCAAGAUGGAGCUGUUGCAAAGGUGUUGAGAGAUUCUGAACGACGUGAAUGCACAAGUUCUGAAACGUGCAUGAGUAAGAAAAGUGAUCAGACAGAAAUUGUAAAAUGGCUGGUAAUGGAUGGAGAGCCUAUGGGGCAACCUGGCUGGUUAGAUUACUUAACCACACUGUGCAAUCUUGAGGACCCAUAUCUAUACCUGUCAUCAGGUGAAACACUUAUGCCAUCCCAAUCACAUCUUAAACUACUUUUGGAAACCACUGACCUAAGUGAUGCAAGUCCCUCAGCAGUGACCCGUUGCAGCCUUGUUUAUUUCACAGGAACUGAUCUGUGGAAGGCUGUGUGGAAGACUGAAAUGGACAGUCUCCUAUGUGAACACAAACUGGAUCAAGGAACCUUGAAAAUGUGGAAUCUUUUGGCUGAAGAUCUUUUCUCCAGCACCCUGAGUUUGCUAAAGCACAAUGCAGUUCACAGUGAAGGGGCAGGGGCAUCUUGUAAAAGCUCAACAUAUGGACUGCAAGAAAUCAUGUCAUUCAGUCGGAUCCUACGUGCCCUCCUGCAACAUUUUGGAAAGGAAGUAGAGAAAUCUGAAGCAGCAACACAAAUUGACAAAAGAGAUAUACCUUUACAUAGAACUGACACAUCAAAUGCUGAAACGAAAGAAGGAAUAUUUCUGGUGGCUUAUAUUUGGGGGUUUGGUGGACAUCUACAUCCUCGCCACUGGCCACAAUUUGACGUUGUAGCCCGCCAGGUUCUGUUCAAUAGCCGGUACAAACUUGUGGUUCCAGAUGAAGAGACUGUGUUUGAACACUUUUUUGGCAUCAACAGUAAGAUAUUCCACAGAAAAACACUGUUGACAAAUUCCGUCACUCUCAAGUACAGGAAAUAUACCUAUCUCCUGAACUUCAUGUUGGAGGCAAACCAGCCAGUGUUGCUUGCAGGAGAGCCUGGUUCGGGAAAAACCACUCUGUGUAAGACUUUGCUGAGCUUUGACAAGCCACAUAUUAGCCUACCAGUCAGUCCACUCCUGAACUCCAGAGACCUGCGCGCUAUAUUGAAUAGCAUCAGUAACCAGAAGACCUGCAAAGAAACCAUGUGUUCCAUGACCAAACAGUCAGGCCUGCUUCUUUUUGUGGAUGAUUUGCAUGAAGCCCCAUGUGAUGCGUUUGGGAAGAUGUCAAGGGCUCUGGAGACGCUACGACAAAGUAUUUCAAAAGGAGGGAUUCUUACAUUUGAUACCAGCCACUUCAAGUUUUUGAGUCCUGGAACCAUCAGCUACAUGGCUACCUGUUGUGUCUCUGAAUUGGGCAAUCACCACAGUCACAUGAUUACUUCCCGGCUCUCACGCCUGUUCUCCAUUUUUGUGCUUCCAAACUUAACCAUAGACGGUAUAUUGUCUAUACAUUCUCCUCAGUUAAAACUCUGGCUCCAAAACAUGCCAUUUAUCCAGAGUGUUGCGGAUAUGGUAUGUUGUAUCAUCACUGCAACUAAGGAUUUGUAUCAUGCAGUUGGUGAGAAAUUCCAGGCCAACGUGCAGAGACCCUAUGUAAUGUUCUCCUAUCAUGACCUGCAAAAGAUAUUUCGGGGGAUGCGCCUGCAGCAGCCUAGCAUUCCUUUUACAGUGACAAUUCAGAAAAACAAAUAUGCACCGCCAAGUUUUCCUCCAGUCCAGACAGGGCCUGCAGCAGCAGUGCUGAACAUAGCACAUCUCUGGAUGCAUGAGUGCAUGCGUACUUUCAGUGAUAGGUUAUGUUCGGAGGAUGAAAGCAAAACUCUUCAGUCAAUCAUAGCCAAGGUAGCAUCAACACACUAUGGAAUUAGAUUGGUUGAUGAACCCACCGUCACAAGCCUUGCUGUUCAAAUACUACCCAUGGACACGGCAGGCCCCUGUAAGCCAGGCCUAAAACCCCACCCUCUGCAGCCCCAGAUUCUUCAGCAUAUGGAGGAUGUAAUGGCUGAACUCGUCUAUUGUCCUGAGCUCUCUGAGGCUUUGAAUCAGCAACACAACUUCAAAUGUAGCUCUUCCUAUCAGGAGCGAGACCUUGAUGUACUAGUGCAGCAGGUAUCUACAUUCAUGGACAGAAAAGAGGAAGACCAAGGACAGGAAGUUGAUAAUGCCUGCAACAUUACAUCCAAAUACAUCAUACACAGACAUAGGGUGUGUCAGCUGCUACAUAUCCUCAGGGCUUUGCUCAUUCCUGGAGGUCACAGUGUGCUAAUUGGCUCAGACAGAGGCACAGGCCGCAAAACCUCUGUGCGUUUAGCUGCUUAUAUUACAGGCUACCAGUUGAUGGAGAUACAUCCUGGUAAUGAGAGUAAUUUGCAUAACAUCCUAAGAGAGGCUGGGUAUCAAACUAGAGUGGAUGGCGUUAAUGUCAUUAUACUGGUCCAUGAGGAAAUUAGCCUGGCUGUCAGAGAAGAAAUACUAGUGUCAAUGGCCCACAGUACCUACCCGGGGCUCUACACAGAGGAGGAGCUGAUGAACCUUGUUUCCAGAGUGACUGCUGUGAAAAACUCAAAAAGAUACCUUAUGGACACUUGGACAUUUGAAAAGUACUUGAGCCAAAUGUACAGAAAUGUACAUGUGUUCCUGUUGAUGCCCUUCACCAUGCCAGACAGCAGCGAGAUACCUGCCAACAAUGGAACCACUCCAUGGAAUGUGCAAAUGACCAAGGCCCUGAAUCUUAGCUGCUGUGUGGAGGUGUACCAGCCUUGGUCUAAUCAAUCUUUGGUGGAAGUUGCUUCUCAAUGCCUAAAAACCAGUCCCCCAAAAGUGAUGAGAGAAGGCUCAGAGGCCAGUCUGUCUGUGGCUAUGGCAGGAAUUCAUCAAUCUGCAUGUCAGUAUGCUUCUGUCCUUCUAAGAGCUCAGCCUUUCAGCCCUCAGACAUAUAUGGAGUUUAUUGCCCACUUUGGUUACCUUUGCAACCACCUGCACAAGCAAUGGCAGGACCAAGCCAACAGAGUUACCGCUGUUAUGACUCAUUUGGAUGUCGUAAACAACACAGCUGUGAAUUACAAACAGAACUUAAUAAGACUGCAAGAGAAGGUCCAUGAGACACAGCAGCUUGAGAAAGCUAUCCGAAGAGAUGUAGAUGAUCAUAAGAGCCUGCUCGAGGAAGCCCAGCAAAGAUGUGUGGAAGAUGAGAAUGCACUUUGUGACUUAGAAGAUCAGAUCAGUCAAAUUCAGAAACAGAUUAAACCUGUAUUCCAGUCAGGCCUCAAGAUUGUCAAGUGUCUAAAUCCAUCUGACUUGGAGGAGGUGCGCCACUACAGAGAUCCACCGGAUGGAGUGGUGAAAGUUAUGGAUGCAAUUUGUUUGUUGUUUAAUCGUCCGCCAGGCUGGGAAAGUGCUAAACAGCUUCUUGGACAAUCCAACUUUUUUGAGGAGUUGGAAUUUUUUGACCGCUGCAGACUGACAAAUGAACAGCUGCAGCAGCUUGAGCAAAUAAUCCAAAGCCCCCUGUUUGUACCAGAAACUGUGCGAGAGGUGAGCAAGGCCUGCGAGUCCCUGUGCCGAUGGGUCCAAGCUGUGUAUGAGUGGAGCUGUAUCCAGUACCACCUGUUUGUGAAGCAGCAGUUGGAGGUGCUGGCUGGAAAGGCACGAGAUAAACUGCACCUGGCCAAGCGGCAGAAGGGAAAUGCAUAUCAUUAUCUAGAGGAAGUUAAGUUUGAGCUGCAGUGUGUACAAGAGGCCCUAGAGGAGCAAUGUCUGCAGCUGCACAGAGCUGAGAGCUUGGAAAGAGUAGCUGCUAAAGUUGCACGGCUGUUAGAGAGACAUGUCAAAUACUGGAGGGCAGCUGCUCAGGAAGUAGAGUUGAUGAAUCAAACCUUACCAGGAGAUGCUCUUAUCCUGGCUGGAAUCAUCUCAUAUUUAGGCCCCUUUUCACCUGACAUACGCACAGAACUGCUGAGUAAGUGGAGGGAGCUAUGUCAGACAGGAAGCAUCAACAUAAACCCCAAGGACCCCAGAGCCUCUCUGUUUACAUACUCUGACACAGCACCUCCUUACCCCACACUCGGUUUUCCUAUCCCUGUGUCUGAGAGGCUUCAGCUGCCUCUGGGUCAGGCAUUAUGUAUGAACAAGUGGCAGCUCCAGAAGACAACAUCUGCCAGAUUAGUGUCGAAGCUGCUGCUGUGGGGCUGCACGAGUACCUGGGUUCAGCGCUGGCCUCUACUGGCAGACACUCAGCAUCAUCUGGAGAUAAGCUGUCAAAACUGCCUCAUCACAGGAGAGAAUGCCAAACUCGAGAUGGAGUUAGAGUGCAGGAUGGUGGUUUGUGCUGAUGAUCCAAAGCUGCUGGACAAGCUGGACCAGGCUGCUGAGGAAGGUCUCAGAGUCCUAGUUACUCAUGUGGAACGUGCAAUCCCCAGCCCACAAUUUAUGGCCAGACUGGCGCGCCCUGCUGGAUGUCACCUUCCAGGAUUAAAGCCGCAUGUUCAGCAGACCCACCCCAACUUCUGCCUCUUCCUCAGCACUGAUCUACCUGUUCGACUGCUUAGCAGUGUGAUUCCUCCGUCCAUCUUGGCUCAAGUAUGUGUAGUUGACCUCUCUGUUGGCUCGGAAGAGAUCCAGGAGCUGAUGCUGACACAGCUGCUGCAGUCUGAGUGUAAAGACCUGCUGAUUCGACACCUGCAGCUCCAGAAUGACAAGCAGGUGCUGCAGAAGAAAAUGGUCGCAGAAGAGGAUGCUCUGAUGGACGACAUGCUGCAGUGUAACACCACAGUGCUGCAGGUAUCUGAUUUACUCCCUCGUGUGACGGUUUGUCAAGAAGCAAUGAAGACAAUACAGGCAGAGAUCCAGUGUCUAAGUGAGGAGCUCAAGUACCACGAGUCCCUGCUGGCUGCUCCUCGACAAUUAAUGAGGCUUGCUGCCGCCCUCUACCAGGCUUUGCAAGAGGUGUCUCGUCUUUCCCCUGCCUACUACUUUUCCUUAUCUGGCUUCAUCGCAGUGUUGCACAAGGCCGUCAUUGUGAAGGGGAGACCAUUUGUGUCACUCACCAUUGGGAAGGAGCCAAAGGCCAUAAUACCAGAGAUCAUGAACAGGAUGGUAGAACAACUGCUGGUCCAAUACAGACCUCGUCUCUUUAAGGAUCAUGUUGCUGUUCUGAAGAUGCUUGUCUCUGUGGCUCUGCUCCAGCACAACCAUCUCUGCUCUGAAGCUGAGAGGGCAAUGUUCUUCAAGGGCCUUAUAGACAUACAAAGUCCUGUUACUAAAGUGAAUCCUUGCUCCCCUCCUGUUACUGUAUCACAGUCCUGCGAUGCACUGCCCACCUGGAUAUCCCCUCAUAUCUACCCACAACUCCUCUGCUUAGAAAGGAUCCCAGCCUUCAGAGGGUUAACUGACUCUCUUGCCACUUCCCCCAUGCAAUGGCAGGAGUAUCUGCACUUCCCGUCCUCUAAUAUAGUAGGGACCGUUCCCUGUCGCUCUCACUCCCAUCUGUCCUUGCUACAGCGGGCUCUCCUGUGGAAGACCAUGAUCCCGAAUUGCCUGGAAGAUCUAGCUGAGGCCAUGGCUACCUAUCACCUCUGCCUGUCCGGACAGACCGCAGGGACUGAGGCGCCUCACACUGGGAACCCAGAGGCCCUCUUUAGAUUAUGUGACAAACAUGAGGGACCUAUCAUUCUUACAUUGGCCAGUCCAUGCAGACAUGAAUGGACAAGCGUUCAGCCUCUUCACUUAAUAAAACAAAUGGCUCACUGUGUAGCAGAAACAAAGGAGGUUCAGGUGAAAGUCAUAUCGUUUGGAGGUUUGUGUGACAAAGAGUUCAUCCUCUCGACUCUGAACAAAGCAGCUAAUAAUGGCCACUGGUUGGUUUUUAAUAACUGUCACCUGUUAGACCAGUGGGACGAUAAAGUACUGAUGCACCUCAAUCAGCUGAUCUCCUCUUUUAAAGCGAUGCCAUACAUAAAAAGCCAGAUACACCCAUGCUUCCGGCUGUGGUUUAUAACUGAAGAAAAUGCAUCCUCCUCUGUACCUGCGGCAGUUCGAAUGUGUGCCUUGCCUCUGGUCUGUGACUCUGCCUGGGAUGUGAAAGAGGAAUUGAGCUGCUCCUUGCGACAGGUGGUGACCACCGUACAGCGCCAAUCACUGUCAGGUGUCACAGCCGAUGACAUGGAGCUCCUUCUCCGCUCUGCAGUCUUCCAUACUGUCUUACUGCAGAGACAGACUUAUAAAUACCUGGGCAAGGGGAGAAUCCACUGCUGGAGCCAGGAAGACCUCCAGGCUUUGGUGGAUGCACACAUUUGCAUUGCCAGUCUCUGCCAUAACAAGACUAAGGCUUUGCAGUAUAUAGCAGUCAAUCUGGUGCAUGGCGGUCAUGUGUUGGAUUCUACAGAUUUGGAGGUGGUAGAGAGUGUUGCCAAGACCUGCCUCAGCACAGCAGCACCUCUUUCAGACAGUGGACCACACAUCCUUUCAAAUAUUAUCAGCAGCACUGGCCACUUCGAUAUGUCAGAACUGCUGCAGGUUUUAGAACAUGAUCCUUGGGAUUCGGCCAAUAUCAGUGACCGCCUUGUGUUGGGUUUCAGUGCUGAUGUGGCAGCUGAGAUGAAAAAGAUCAACAACCACAAUAUGAGCAUACUUCUGCAGGCCUCUCAGACUCUAGGAACGAGAUGUUUCAGCACUGACCUGAACCAGCCUGUCACACUACCAGCCUACAGCCACACUAGAGACCGGCUGCAGGCUCUGCAGAGUUACCUCAAGCACCAGAAUGACAGCAGAAUUACAAAUGCAGGAACUGCUCCUCACAAUCCCCUACGUGACUUCUUGCAGGCUGAAUGGGAUGAUCUCAUCGAUUUGGUGUCCUCACUUCUCUCACAGCUCCAACAGCCCGUUCAAAAUGGCACUUCAACCUUUGCUUCCCUCCUCAAGCUCCCUGACUUGUCUCGCUUGGAGAGGAGGGCAGAGUUACUCAGGGCUUAUCUCUGGCAAUACAACACUGCAGAUCCACCUGGUGCUUAUCGGCUGUCUGCUUUCAAAAAUGCCAAAGGUGUUCUGGUGGCAUUGAUGAGAGAGGCUGCUCAUGUAAAUCGCCAAUAUAUCAGUGAUAUAGCUCUGCAUUUUCAGGUUCUGAGUGAUUGUACAUACCCAGCCUCACUUCCCACAGAUUCUGUAUAUUUGUGUGGCCUGGAGCUAAAAGGGGCAUCAUGGGAUACACAGACAGAAGUCCUACAAGACACACACUCUCCUCAGCCUUACUCAUUACCUCUCGUUUGUGUCAAAGCUCAAGUGAAGAAGACAGAUAGCUCAAAUUUAAGGGACACCAGCAACGUCCAAGUCUCAGAUGCUUCUCCGUCAACUGCCCCUCAGUUACCAGUUUAUCACUGCCCACUUUAUCUUGAUGAAGAGGAGGAGACAGGAAUCUGGGGACUGACUGAAGCUAACGUUAUUACUACACUUCCCCUUCAUACCAAGUUAAAUCCAGUGUUGUGUAGUUUAAGGAGGGUGAGGCUAGUGAGCAGGCUCGGAGCGAACCAGCCUGCUACUAACUGCUGUGAUGCAUCUGGCAGAUGCUAAAAUACACUGAUGCAAUUAGACUCAUGUACAGAAUUAGCGACACUAGAAAUAUAAAACAAAGCUAUGAUUCUUUUUGUAUAAUACUGAUGCCACAUGAGUCAUGAUGUGUAUGUAUCCAUAUUUAGGACUAAUGUUCAUAUGAGUUAACUUAUGUGAUUUUGCAGUUACUGUAUAAUGCAUCUUUAUACGUUAUGUUUUGUAAUGUUUAUUUGUCAUUAAAGUUGUUGUACAGUG